This is a messenger RNA of Encephalitozoon romaleae SJ-2008, 1902 nucleotides long. RefSeq lists its product as hypothetical. The coding region runs from base 1 to 1902 and encodes 633 amino acids. Gene Ontology annotation, cellular component: plasma membrane; Golgi apparatus; cytoplasm. The transcript has a single exon. Gene Ontology annotation, biological process: cellular response to phosphate starvation; phosphate ion transport. NCBI's taxonomy places the organism in Eukaryota, Fungi, Microsporidia, Unikaryonidae. Gene Ontology annotation, molecular function: inositol hexakisphosphate binding. The record is from RefSeq and is a predicted model, not a curated record.
AUGAGAUUUUCCAACACUUUGAGGGCAAACCAGGUUGAUGAGUGGAAGGAGAAUUAUGUGUCUUAUGAAAUUCUUAAGCCUUUGAUGGUGAAAGAUAGAAAAGAAUUCAAGACCUUAAUCGACUCUGAGCUCCGAAAGAUAAAUGACUUCUUCUUUCUGCUCGAGAAGAAGGCUGUCAUUGAAAAGGAGGAGAUAUUUGUAGAUGCUGGGGUAUCUCCUGAGGAUAGGCCAUCCAAUGACUCUGGAGUAAGAAUCAGGGACUCUCGAAAGAAGGCUGGAUGUUUAAGCGAUGAUUACGGCUUAGGAAGAGACGAUCAGAAGGAUCGGUUGAGGAUCAAGACAGAUGGAAAGGAUGAGUUUGAUGAGGAGGGAGACGAUGAGGAUUCCAGAUCUACAAAUACCUCGGAAGAGGGAGAGAGCGGCAGAUUUAAAUAUUUGGUCAGUAAAGCAGCAAAAGGUACAGACGAAAAAGGUUUUGGGGGGUUAUUUAAGAUUUCUAGGAGGUUUGAAAGGAGGAAAAGGGAAAAAAACAUACAAGAGUUCCUUCAUGCAGUGAUAAGCAUUAAGAGAUUUAGGGAAUUGAACUAUACAGGACUGAUGAAGCUUUCAAAGAAAUACGACAAAAUGUAUCCUCAAGAGAAAUUUCAUGAAUCCUUCUCUAGAAAUGUCAAUGAAUCAUACUUCAACAAGUCUAGACGCAUUGAUGAUGUAUAUAGAUCGGUGAAAGAGCUCUACACAAAUACCUUUGCAAAGAAUGAUCCUGCCAAGGCAAGAACGGUAUUCAAGAAGUUGAAAGUCAAGAGUAAGACAGACCCUCUUACUUCCUAUAUGUCCGGGGUGUUAGGAGGAAUAUCUCUCGGAAUGAUGGGACUAAUUGACUUCGGAAAGAAGCAGAUGGAUAAAGAGUUGUUCUUUUCCAUGGCACUUCUGCAGUAUGGAGCCUUUCUUUUCGGAAUAUCUCUUGUUGUGUUCAAAAGAUUCCAUAUAAACUACAAGUUUAUUUUCAACUUCGACGUAUGUUCAUCACUGAGUUCAGACAAAUAUCUGUUUUUGAUCUCCCUCUCUGUAUUUGCUAAUGUAGUUGGAACAUGGAUUAACAUUUCUUUUAUCCAUCUUAAUCCAUAUUUAUUGCUCCUGGGUCACCUUUUUGUGUUAGUAGUACCUUUCAAAGUGUUAUACCAUGAGUCGAGAUUCUACCUCCUCCUAGUUGUGUUUAGAAUAAUUGUGUUUCCCAUGUCAUUUGUCAGGUUUAGGCAUUUCUACUUUGCAGACAUUGGCCAAAGUCUCACAUUUUGCUUCAAGAGGAUAUUUUUUUGUGGGAUCAAGCUCAAUUGGAGGAUUGAAGGAUGUAUUAACUCAUUCUUUGCAAUGAUUAGGUUUUUGCAGUGCCUUAGGCGUUAUAAGGAUACUCGCCUCAAAUUUCCACAUAUUGCAAAUGCCCUCAAGUACUCAUUUUCAAUCCUAGCAGGGUUUGCAGUACCUUUUUAUAAGAGCAACAAGACAUGGGAUCUUUUUAUUUACAAGAUCAUGGUCAUAUCCAUCUCGUCCAUCUAUUCCAGCGCUUGGGAUAUAUUUAUGGACUGGGGUAUUUUCAGAGACAAGCUAACGUAUCCAAGAUACACCUACACUUGCGGAGUAGCAUUCAACCUAAUGUGCAGGUUUUUCUGGGUGCUAGCUUACUGGUUCAAAAUCUCUCCAUUCUGGAUGGCAUUUGUAGAGAUAAGUAGAAGAUUUGUAUGGACGAUUUUCAGGGUGGAAUUCGAGCAUCUUAAUAAUUGUAGCGAGUUCAAAUCAAAGGGCUCUAUGCAACUCACAUCCAGAGAACUCUUUUACAAGAGGGACUACGAAGCAGAUGGUAGGCCUAACGAUACAGAGACCGAAAAUGACUCCAGUGUUGCAUAA